Messenger RNA from Fusarium musae, 1353 nucleotides. RefSeq lists its product as uncharacterized. NCBI's taxonomy places the organism in Eukaryota, Fungi, Ascomycota, Sordariomycetes, Hypocreales, Nectriaceae. Bases 1 to 1353 code for a protein of 450 amino acids. The transcript is spliced from 4 exons. The record is from RefSeq and is a predicted model, not a curated record.
AUGUCUUUUCAAUUGCUCCAAGUCAAGGCUAAGAGACUCGUCCCAAAUGUUGAGGAGCGCUAUCGGGGAAUCGGCGGAGACCGAGCGGGCUCCUUGGGACACAUCGAGGGUUUAGCCAUCACCUCCCAUGGCUCUCCAGCCGUGCACUACUUUGGCGGUCUACCAUACGCUCUUCCCCCUGUUGGACAGUGGCGAUUCCGUAUCCCCCGGCCGCUCCCUAAGGACUACCAAUACGGCACAGCAAGCGAGCCUGGCAAGUUCACAAAUGGCACCAAGAUUUGUCCCCAGCCUCCCAGCAGCAACACGCCCGACCCUUCAGUCACCAGUGAAGAUUUCCUCCAACUAAGCAUCUGGGUACCUGCUGGUCCUCCUCCCAAAAUUGGAUGGCCAGUGUGUUUCUAUAUCCACGGGGGCUUUCUCCAAGUCGGUACGAGCAACAUAAAGCCAGAAGACCUAGUUUCACUUCUGAGCGAGUCUGCAUUCCGCACAACCAUGGUCCUGCCAUCAUAUAGGCUCAAUGUGUUUGGAUUCCUCGCGAACAGGGAAUUAGCCGCUGAAGCGAGUUCUAAUGGAGAAGCUACCGGAAACUAUGGUUUAUGGGAUCAGAGAUUGGCUUUGGAAUGGACACAGGCGAACAUUUCUUUCUUUGGUGGUAACUCCGCUGGCGCAUACUCGACCUUUCAACAAUUGGCUCAUGAGCUAUUCCGCGUUCCGGAAGAAAAGGCAAUCAUAGAACGAGUGGCAAUGUUCUCCAACAGCACAGGUGUCAUGCCCAAAAGCUUGCAGGAUCAACAACCACAAUGUGACGAGUUGCUCACGAGGCUCGGCAUCAAUCUGGAACUUUCAAAUGAAGAGAAACUGACCAGUAUCCGAGUCGUUCCUCAUCAUAGACUCGUCCAAGCCCAAGUCGGAAUGAAGAUAUCAGAGUUUCGCGUCUUGGUAGAUAACGCUUUCUAUCCUGUUGACCUGAUGGAGAAGAUCAACAAUGGGGAAUUCGCAAAAAGAAUGAAGAUCCGCGGAAUAAGACUGAUCAACGGCGAGUAUUUCUCCCCAGAAGUCACCCAGAAGAUCAUGGACCACCACUGUGGAUCCUCAAGGAGCUUGCCAGCGGGGUAUAAGAACUGGGAGGACUUCUUCGGGCGCGUCUACGCCAAUAUCCAAGUCCACUAUCUUCAGCGCGGCUUCCAUAACGCCUUGUUCGCAGGUGGUCUUGAAGCUGCCAGGGAUGUUUUCCGUUAUCGAUUUGAGAGAAGACUCGAUUUCGUAGCGGAGAAGAUUCCAUCUGAGUGGGGAGUUACACAUCUCACUGACAUUCCUGUUUGGUUAUGGGGUGCGGGUAUAGAAAUGGUCUGA